Eucalyptus grandis is the source of this 1321-nucleotide messenger RNA. RefSeq names its product probable xyloglucan endotransglucosylase/hydrolase protein 10. NCBI's taxonomy places the organism in Eukaryota, Viridiplantae, Streptophyta, Magnoliopsida, Myrtales, Myrtaceae. Gene Ontology annotation, cellular component: apoplast; cell wall. The coding region runs from base 206 to 1093 and encodes 295 amino acids. Gene Ontology annotation, molecular function: xyloglucan:xyloglucosyl transferase activity; hydrolase activity, hydrolyzing O-glycosyl compounds. Gene Ontology annotation, biological process: cell wall biogenesis; xyloglucan metabolic process. The record is from RefSeq and is a predicted model, not a curated record. The transcript has 4 exons.
CUUGUCUCAAGAUUCCACCAACCCUAAGUCCCUUUGCUUCCCAUCGAAGAUAUUCUAUCUUAAACUGAGAGAACGUUCUUUGCUUCUUCUAACAUUUCCAAACCUUUAACCCCAACUUCAUAGCCGCUGCAUUACCUAUAUAUGACUCUUCACUCGCAUGUCAAUGAUCCUUCAAGAAGGCACGUUGAUCUCAGCAUAAUUGAAAAUGGCGACGAUGAAGUAUCCUCGCUCGUUUCUUGUCAUCGUAUCGGUGUUGAAUUUGGUUCGUGUUUCAUUUUCUUCCGUUGUGUCGACCGGGAACUUCAAUAAAGACUUCUUCGUGAUGUGGUCGCCGGACCAUGUGAAUACUUCGGCAGACGGUCGGACUAGAAGCAUGGUUCUCGACCAGGAAUCAGGGGCUGGUUUUUCUUCCAAUGACAUGUUCUUGUUCGGGCAAAUCGACAUGAAAAUAAAGCUAAUUUCGGGUCAUUCGGCCGGCACAGUCGUGGCCUUCUAUCUGACAUCCGAUCAGCCGAACCGGGACGAGAUAGACUUCGAGUUCCUCGGCAAUGUGUCUGGGCAGCCUUACAUACUUCAAACCAAUGUAUACGCCGACGGGUUCGACAACCGCGAGGAGCGGAUUUACCUUUGGUUCGAUCCGACUCAGGAUUUCCACAGCUACUCCAUCUUGUGGAACCUCCACCAGAUUGUCUUCUUUGUGGAUUCAAUCCCGAUUCGGACGUACCGAAAUCACGCGGACAAGGGGGUGGCGUUCCCUAGGUGGCAACCGAUGGGCGUCAAAGCCACCCUAUGGAACGGCGACAGCUGGGCGACACGGGGCGGGCAUGACAAGAUCGACUGGUCGAAGGGCCCCUUCGUGGCCUCCUUCGGGGACUACAAGAUGGACGCCUGCGUCUGGAAGGGCAACCCGAGGUUUUGCAGGGCGGAGAGCCCUACAAACUGGUGGAACAAUGAAGAUUUCAGCUCUUUAACAUCGACACAGAGGAGGUGGUUCAAAUGGGUCAGGAGAUAUCACAUGAUAUAUGACUAUUGCCAGGACAAUGCAAGGUUCCAAGAUAGCCUGCCCAAGGAGUGCUCUCUUCCCAAAUACUGAACUAGCUGAUCCAUAAGACAUCAUCUCCAAUUCUUUCAUCUCAUCUUCUUCUUUCCAUCCACAUUUGAUUUAAUUCGUGCCCCCAACAUAUUUAUGAACUUGGUUUGCUGAGUAUAUAGCAUGGUUAUCGUAUCUUAAGGUUUUCGGCAUGUAGGUAAUCCUAUAAGUUGAGUGCCACAUGAAUUAUUGAUUCGUAGUGUAUGAUUGAUAGAGAAUUCUUUUGUUAUA